Molecule: messenger RNA, 675 nt
Organism: Humulus lupulus (European hop)
Lineage: Eukaryota; Viridiplantae; Streptophyta; Magnoliopsida; Rosales; Cannabaceae
Product: glycine-rich cell wall structural protein 2-like
Exons: 2
Coding region: 1-675 (224 amino acids)
Source: RefSeq, a predicted model, not a curated record
AUGGCUAUCCAUAGAGUUUCGAGUGUGGUUUGUUUUGUCUUAUUUGGUUUGGUAGUUAGUACGUAUGCGUCUAGAGCUCUUUUCACUACUGAAAAAGCUCUCGACGGCCUAAGUGUUGGUGCUAAUGGCGGUAUAUCUGGUGACGCCACCGGAUAUGGCAGUGGAAGUGGUAAUGGAGAAGGCGAAGGGGCAGGCUAUGGGGCUGCGGGUGGAGGUGGAGGAGGUGGUGGCAGUGGCAGCGGUGGUGGCGGUGGAACUGGAGCUACUGGCGGUAGCGGGUAUGGAAGUGGGGCCGGAGAAGGAGGUGGUGCAGGGUAUGGUUCCGGUGGAGCGAGUGGCAGCGGUGGUGGUGGUGGUAGUGGUGGCGGUGGUGGUGCUGGACAUGGGGGAGGGGAAGGUGCUGGUUAUGGGGGAGGUGAAGGAGCAGGAGGAGGUGGCGGUGGUGGAAGUGGUGGCGGAGGCGGAGGUGGAGCAGGUUCCGGUGCUGGAGGAGCACAUGGAGGUGGUUACGGUGGUGGUGAAGGAGCGGGGUCAGGUUACGGUGGUGGUGCUGGUGGCGGUGGUGGCGGUGGAGGCGGCGGCGUUGGUUAUGCUGCGGGUGGUGCUGGACAAGGGGCUGGUCAUGGAGGAGGUGCUGGCAGAGGAGAAGGUGGUGGAGGUGGCUAUGCCCCUUGA